AAAAAUCACGUGUCUACCAGGCUUUAGUCAACCCCAUAUUAGAAGAUUUGGUUGACUUAAUGGCGAAAUCUAAAUAUGAAUAUGUAAAGUUGUUUGAAAAAGAUGAUUCCUUAUUACUAAACACUUGGCUAGUGGUUCGUUUAGACGGAAAAAGCUUUCACAAAUUUUCCGCUGCUCAUCAUUUCGAGAAACCAAAUGAUAAAAAUGCAUUAGAUUUGAUGAAUCAAUGUGCUAUAGCUGUAAUGAAUGAGAUCAAUGAUAUUGUAUUGGGAUAUGGAGAAAGUGAUGAGUAUAGGAAGAGUUGCAAUUUAUAUGGACGUCGUGAAUCAAAAAUACUGACAACGAUAGUGAGCUUGUUUUCUUCUAAUUACGUAUUCCAUUGGAAACAUUAUUUCCCCACUAAGGAGUUAUUAUAUCCACCAUCAUUUGAUGGCCGUGUUGUAUUGUAUCCUUCUGAUGAAAAUUUACGAGAUUAUUUGAGUUGGCGACAAGCGGAUUGUCACAUCAAUAAUUUAUACAACACUUGCUUUUGGGCAUUGGUACAUUCAGGGAAAACGGAAUCAGAAGCCGAGAAUACUCUCAGA
Ambispora leptoticha is the source of this 584-nucleotide messenger RNA. The record is from the annotation of a GenBank genome assembly. Lineage: Eukaryota; Fungi; Glomeromycota; Glomeromycetes; Archaeosporales; Ambisporaceae.